Trichoderma virens Gv29-8 is the source of this 972-nucleotide messenger RNA. RefSeq lists its product as uncharacterized. The transcript has a single exon. The record is from RefSeq and is a predicted model, not a curated record. Gene Ontology annotation, cellular component: kinetochore. Lineage: Eukaryota; Fungi; Ascomycota; Sordariomycetes; Hypocreales; Hypocreaceae. Gene Ontology annotation, molecular function: nucleic acid binding. The coding region runs from base 1 to 972 and encodes 323 amino acids.
AUGUCCGGUGAAGACGAUGAAGACGACUACAUGAACAUGACGUUCCAAGAUCCCACCCCCACCACAGAAUCAUCCGUUCAACGAGCUCAACGCCUCAAAAAAGAAUCACGCGCUCGUGGCAUCAUAAAAUCCAAAGCACAGAUCGCCCAAGAAGAAGUUGCCGCAAGAGAAAAGGCCCUCUCAACCUCCAUGCUCGAUGAUCCACGCUCAAAGAAGAGCAAAGGUCUCGCCAUGAUGGCCAAAAUGGGCUUCAAGGGCGGCAGCCUGGGAAAAAAGGCAGAAGAUGGACAGCCCUCGGGUAAAGCAGAACCCAUCAAAAUCAGCAUGAAGGAGGAUCGCGGCGGCAUUGGCUUGGAGAGUGAGAAGAAGAGGAAGCUUCAAGAAGCCAUUGAAGAGAGGGAGAUUAAGAGCGUCAAGAUUGACCCCUUGGAAUACCGCGAGAGGAUGCGGAUGGAAAGAGAAGAUGCAAGGCUGGAAACGCAACUGCGUGCCGCACAACGCACGGCAGAGAGGUUGGAUGACGAGAAAGCAGGAAUAGAUGCGGAUGAGCACUCGUCAGAGGAAGAAACCUCAACUCCAAAGCCUAAGCCAAUAUCAUCACGACCGCUCAAGUCCAUACCUGUGCUUUAUCGAGGCUUAGUUCGUCAUCGUGAAGAAAAAGAGCGUGAUCGGCGAAUGAGAUAUGACCUAGAGCAAUCUCUCUCACGGUUACCGACCUAUGAGAAUGAUGAAGAGGACGAGGACGACAAGAAGGCACUGGGCAAGAAACACGUUACAUACUCUACUGCGGAUGACUUGGACGAGGAAGACGAGGAGCUAGACGAGUUUAAUGCACUUGAACUCAGCACUAGACUGAGUCGUCUAGUCAUGUACCUGCGGGAAACACAUCAGUAUUGCUUCUGGUGUAAAAUGGCGUACCCGGAUGCAGAAAUGGACGGGUGUCCCGGCGUAACAGAGGAAGACCACGAUUAA